AUGGCCGACCCAUCGGCGAGCCCCUCCGGCGACGGCGGGAGCCGCAUUAGUUGCGGCAGCCGCACGGCCGACGGCAUCGGGGAGGAGCGGAACGUGCUCCUGCCCGUCGCCGAUAUCAGCCGCUGUUGGAUCUCUGCUUGGCUUGAACGACCUUUGUUUUUAGCGGCUGACGCGUCGGUGCUUUGCAUGGAGAGCAGCGAGAGCGACAGAUGCAAGAGGGCGAGGCGGGAGGCCACGGCCGGCGACGACCUGCUGCCCGAGAUGGCGAAGCAUGGGUUCCAGGCCCACCCGCACAAGAACAGAUCGGAGCCCCCUUGCACAAUGGAGGUGGAGCCAAACCCCUUGCCCGUGUCUGAUGUCAGGGAUUGGUCUGAGCUCCCACUCGAUGCGCUUUCUGCAAUCUUCAUGAAGCUUGGGACCAUCGAGAUUCUGAUGCGCGCGGAACUUGUGUGCCGCUCAUGGCGCAUAACAGCCAAGUCCCCCGAGUUGUGGCGUUUCGUGGACAUGACACGCCACAAGGUGGUUUUCUCAAAGGAAGAAAAUGUCAUGUGCGAAAUGGCAAAGGUGGCUAUAGAUCGCUCUGAUGGACGGAUGGAAUCGUUCUGGGCUCAGAAGUUUGUCACUAGCGAACUCCUGAAUUACAUUGCAAGUAGAUGCAACUCAUUGAAGAGCAUUCGACUCAUUGCCUCCCAAUACUUUUGGGACGAUGCAGUAACUAAGCUUGCGGCUAGAUGUCCAAUGCUAGAAGAGAUAGAAUACUCUGGCCAGAAGCUGUCAUGGCCAUUUUUCAAGCGGAUCGGUGCUGCUCGCCCAGAGCUGAAGCGUUUAAGAGUCCGUUUGCCUUGGGUCGACGAGGAGGAAGAGGAGGAGCUUUAUGAGGCCUGGGAGGCGAGACAGAACGAGGAGGCCUUCGCCAUAGCAGAGAGCUUGCAGGAGUUGCAGCUCCUUCAGAUGGCAGGCUACGGCCUGACUGAAAAGGGGGUGUACGCCAUUCUUGAAGGCUGCCCCCACCUCGAAUUCCUUGACCUUAGAGAAUGCGGCAACCUCAAAGUUGACGAUGAAUUCCGAGCUCGCUGUGCCAAUAUCAGGCAUGCCCGGCUGCCAGGAGUGGUGGGGUCUCCGCCUCACGUUCAGUGCCCAGAUCUCCGUACCAUCGAGGAGAACGAAGGUGAAGUGAUAGAGCAAUCUGAUCUCUAUGCUUGCUCUCCGCACAACGAGGCAGCAAUGGACAGCGAUGGCCACAGCCAGUGCUAUUGUUAUUGCUGCGGCGAGUACUAUGGCGAAUAUUACUGCGAUUGCUACUUCAAGGAUGAUCCCAGAUACUACUGGGAGCUGUGA
Messenger RNA from Triticum turgidum subsp. durum (durum wheat), 1338 nucleotides. NCBI's taxonomy places the organism in Eukaryota, Viridiplantae, Streptophyta, Magnoliopsida, Poales, Poaceae. The record is from the annotation of a GenBank genome assembly.